GUAUCGUGCGUCAAAAUACCCUUAGUGGAGGGUGCCAUCAGCCAACCGGCAGCUCGUAAUGGACGACAAGAACGCCUCUCUUCAUUUCAGUUGGACUGGAGGCAUGUCAACGAAUGGAGGGUCCAUACGUGCAUAGGCAACUACACGUGUCGCAUCGCGUUGCUGCGACGCUGUGCUGAUGUCGUAUGCAGGUAUAUGGCGGCAAUGAUCCUGAGACGAAGGACCCCAUCGACUCCAUUCCCACGAAGCGCUUCGAGCACUCCAUCGUGCUUGCGGAAACGCCGUAAGCCACAUCCACGCAGACUUAGUCCCUCUGUAUGUGUCGCUCAUCUCUCUUUUACUUCAUGCUGCAGCCACUCACCCGUCGACUCCUGGCUGUAUGAUCGCGUUGAGGCCAUCGACAAGAAAGACAAAGCCAAGGGGAUGAGCGCCGCCCUGCUGUCAUCUUGAGGCUCAAAUCUGGGAGCCAUGCGCACACCUGCGCAUGCACCCGUCGACUUGGAGUGUGUGUCUAUCAUGAAUGGCUCUGUGUGCACACCUCCGCAUGCACGCGUCGACUUGGAGUGUGUGUCUAUCAUGAAGGACUCUGUGCGCACCCCUGCGCAUGCACGCGUCGACUUGGAGAAGUGUGUGUAUAUGAUGAUUGUCUCUGUGCGCACACCUGCGCAUGCACAUUUAGACUUGGGGUGUGUUCUGUAUGCGCACACCUGCGCAUGCACGUUUGGACUUGGAGGGUGUGUAUAUGAUGAAUGUCUCUGUGCGCACACCUGCGCAUGCACGUUUGGACUUGCGUGUGUAAAUAUGAUGAAUGUUUGUGUGCGCACACCUACGCGUACACGCGUCGACUUGGAGUGUGUGUAUGUAAUGAAUGGCCUUGUGCGCACACCUGCGCAUACACGAUUGGACUGGGAGAGUGUGUGUGUGUGUGUGUGUCUACGAUGAAUGUGCGCACACUGCGCAUGCACGAUUGGACUUGGAGUGGGUAUAUACGAUGAAUGUCUCUGUGCGCAGGUGUCCCUGUGCGCACACCUGCGCAUACACGUGUCGACUAAGAGUGUGUGUGU
This is a messenger RNA of Vitrella brassicaformis, 1064 nucleotides long. Lineage: Eukaryota; Vitrellaceae. The record is from the annotation of a GenBank genome assembly.